Panthera uncia (snow leopard) is the source of this 737-nucleotide messenger RNA. It is a transcript of the gene SLC35A4, whose product is annotated as solute carrier family 35 member A4. Lineage: Eukaryota; Metazoa; Chordata; Mammalia; Carnivora; Felidae. The transcript is spliced from 3 exons. The record is from RefSeq and is a predicted model, not a curated record. Bases 296 to 607 code for a protein of 103 amino acids.
GCUCAUCGAAGGAUGGACGACUUGUUACACGAACUUGCGCAGCGCGCACACGCGAAGGAGUGAGAUCAUUGCGCCCAGGUCGUGUGCGCGCGCGGACACGCAGUAGGGUCGUGAUGGAGGAGUCACGUGCCAGUACCUGAGAGCAAGAGACCGCCUGGGCUCUGCGGCCAGGAAAGCACCUCCUCCACCCUUUCCAAAAAUGCCCCGGAAGUGCCUUCGCCCUCAGUAAAGAUGGCUGUAGUACUUUGCAUGAGGGAGGCGGGGCCGCGCCUGCGCAACAAGUUCGGCGGGGAAGAUGGCGGAUGACAAGGAUUCUCUGCCUAAGCUUAAGGACCUGGCAUUUCUCAAGAACCAGUUGGAACGCCUGCAGCAGCGUGUGGAAGACGAAGUCAACAGUGGUGUGGGCCAGGAUGGCUCGCUCUUGUCCUCCCCAUUCCUCAAGGGCUUCUUAGCCGGCUAUGUGGUGGCCAAACUGAGGGCAUCAGCAGUAUUGGGCUUUGCUGUGGGUACCUGCACUGGCAUCUACGCAGCUCAGGCAUAUGCUGUGCCCAAUGUGGAGAAGACGUUGAGGGACUAUCUUCGGUCAUUGCGCAAGGGGCCCGACUAGCUCUGGAUCCCAUGGGGGAGGAAGGAUGAGCAUCUUGGGCCUGCAGGUAGAGGCCUUUCAACCACAGACACCAUAUCUGGCUUCCCCAGCUAUCACCCUUUUGCUAUCUUCAACUUUUCCACAGUCUUCA